Molecule: messenger RNA, 1284 nt
Organism: Hibiscus syriacus
Lineage: Eukaryota; Viridiplantae; Streptophyta; Magnoliopsida; Malvales; Malvaceae
Exons: 2
Coding region: 1-1284 (427 amino acids)
Source: RefSeq, a predicted model, not a curated record
AUGUCUUCCGAUGGGAUUGAGAAUGCAAUCAGUGUUCAGACAUGGUAUGAAUACGGACAGACACUGUUCGGAGACAGCCUUGCCACUACUGAAGAUUCAGUUUUUCCAGAAAAGGUAAUUAUUCGGAUCAGGCAUGCACACUGGGAUGAGUUAUCAAGAAUUUGGUCCACCUGGGAUAAUAAUGAGAAGACAUUGUUUAGAGGGAUAUACGGUGACAUCGUGGAGCUGCUGAGAGCACCAAUAGAUACAGUGGUGAUUCGAGCCCUUGCCGAAUGUUGGAAUCCAGCUUACAGGUGUUUCACUUUCGGUAAAGUAGAUAUGAUGCCUACCUUAGAGGAGUAUACGACUUUGCUGAACAUCCCGAAUGCUAGAAGACAUUCCAUUUACACCAAGGCAAUUCGACCUAAAGGGUUCAUAGCCAAAAUGAUCACGUUGACGGGAAAGACCAAGGAGUGGGUCGAAGAGUACAUUCGUGAUGAGGGGAUCUCCUGGGCUCAGCUGAAGAGUUUAAUUUACGAGCAAACUCCAUCGAAAAGAAGAAGAGAUCACUUCGCACUUGCAAUAUAUGAUUUGGUAAUUUUCCCUAGGAACGAGGAUCACUUCGACAUCGCCUUAAUCAAUUUCGUCGAAGCUAUCGCUAGAAAGAAUCCCGCACCAGCCAUCCUUGCGGAAACAUUCUUGUCACUGAACCAGUGUAGACGAUUGGGGGGAGAGCAUCGCAAGAGGAAAGACUGGGUUGAAGCUGUCCGUAACAUGAAAGAUACUGAGAUAGUAUGGAAGGCUUAUUGGUUACCCAAAGAGGACAUACUUUUUAGGUGCGGUAAUGAUAGUUUUAUAAUGCUACACGGAUUAUGGGGAGCUAUCGGGUAUACUCCGCUAAUUGUACUCAGACAGUUUGGUACCCGACAGUUCGUACCAGCUACCCAUGGCCUGAAAGAGGCAGAGUUUUCUUUCUCUACUCCGGGUUACCGAGAGCGGAUUUCAAAGAUCUACGCGGCUUGGCAGAAGCCUCAAUGCAUGAGCUUCAAGAUGAUAGAGCAUGUAUUCACGCCGACCUGUGAGGUUUGGAGGUCGCAGAGAAUUAACAACAACACACCUAAGCCAAAUUUAGAGGACAAAUUGACUAUGGAAGAGCGAUUGAGAAGGCCCCCGACAAAAGCCGAGCUGUUAAAAGAGGAAAUGCGACUGAUGAAUUUGGAGAGAGAAAAAGAGCAGAGAAGCUUCUCGGAUGAGAAGAUAAUAUGGGAACUUGAAAUAAUUAAGAAGGACGGAGUGAUAAAAUAA